Messenger RNA from Archocentrus centrarchus (flier cichlid), 1868 nucleotides. RefSeq names its product G-rich RNA sequence binding factor 1 (gene grsf1). The transcript has 10 exons. Bases 241 to 1404 code for a protein of 387 amino acids. Gene Ontology annotation, molecular function: RNA binding. The record is from RefSeq and is a predicted model, not a curated record. Lineage: Eukaryota; Metazoa; Chordata; Actinopteri; Cichliformes; Cichlidae.
ACUUUUAUUGUGAAAAGCCUUAGCGGAUAUCAGAAACGCCGCUGCAGACUGACGGUAACGGCUCCACGGCUGCCCUUGACUGUCACUGACCCACGUGAGUGCACUCAGUUACAAGUUAGUGUGAUGCUAACUUAGCCAAACUAACCGGCGACAUAAGAGAAACCCGACCUCAGACAGUCCGGGUGUCCGCUCAGUAAAACACACUGUGAUUGACCUGACUUCCGGCUCGGUUCGGCUACGAUGUCCUGCGGCGGUAAAUCUCUGUGGUUUGUACUGCGGCGGUGUGUCGCAGUCAGACAGCUGACGGUGCCGACUGCGUCGGGCAGGUGUGGGUUUACUCAGCAGCGAGCUUGGACCUCGGCGGCCCGGACAGCCUGUGUGCGGAGGCUGUGUGAGCUGCAGCCCGCAGUGAGAAGCAGCCAGAGCGGCUUCUGUACGAAGACAGGAGGAACCUGUGAGGAUGAAUACCCACCGCUGCCGGCCUAUCAGCCUGAGUCAGAACCAGAGGCCAAGGAGGUGUACAUCGUGCAGGUCAAAGGUCUCCCCUGGUCCUGCAAAGCUCAGGACCUCCUGCAGUUUUUCUCAGACUGCAGGAUACGCGACGGGGUGAAAGGCAUCCACCUGACUGCGGACAGGCUGGGGAGGCCAUCAGGACGAGCCUUCAUCGAGAUGGAGCACGAGGAGGAUGUCAGCAAAGCUCUGGAGAAGCACCGGCAGUACCUCGGCCCACGGUUCGUUGAAGUGUACGAAGUGACGAACGGCGAUGCUGAAGCCAUCCUGAGGAAAGCCACGCAGCCUCCAGCAGCUGAUGGGGUGGUGCUGCUCAGAGGGCUCCCCUUCACCUGCACCGAGGUUGACAUUGUCCACUUUUUUUCAGGUUUGGAGAUAAUGGAGAAUGGGAUCACCAUGGUCACAGACUCCAGGGGAAGAAAGUCUGGGGAGGCUUUUGUGCAGUUCACGUCUCAGGAAGCAGCUGAUGAAGCGCUGCAGAGAGACCGAGAGAUCAUAGGGAACAGAUACGUCGAGGUGUUUCCCAGCAGAAGUGAUGACAUUCACUCGACCAGGAGGAGGAGGACAAGUCCGUUUUCAUCUCAGACCAGUUCCCAGUCAGUGAGCAGGAGGAGCGCUCACCCUCAGAGCUCCACCGUCCCGCUGCACUACGUCCACGUGAGAGGACUUCCCUUCCAGGUUUCUGGAGAGGACAUAGUGAAGUUCUUCUCUCCUCUGGUCGUAUCUAAGAUCCUGAUCGAAUGCGGUCCAGACGGAAGGCCGAGCGGAGAGGCCGACGUUUACUUCAGCUGCCACAGAGACGCUGUGGCCGCCAUGUCCAGAGACAGAAUGAACAUGGGCCAUCGAUACAUCGAGUUAUUUCUCAACUCUGUACCAGACUGUGAUGAAAGGUGAACGUGGACACGCGGACGCCAAACACACACACGGGAUUCUGCUAUUUAUUUUCCAGCCCGACAUGGACAUCAAAUAAUAAACAUUCCUGGUGUCACAAACAAAGCUGCCUUUAUUUAAUCAAAUGGAUUCUAUUAAUGCUCAUUUUAGGCAAGAUUUUUAACUGUUUGUCCUCUGAACCGCUUUUCCAGCUCAGGUCCACAGGAUCGAUACAUUAAUGUGCAAAUUCUGUCUGAGAAAACUUCUGCUUUAAACGAAACAGGAAGAAUAUUCAGAGAAAAUGAGUUUGUGGAUUUAAACCAUUUUUCAUGCACAGUAAGAACAGUAUGGAUGUUUCUGCUGAGGCUGCAGGCCCUCUUAGAUUAGUUUGAUUUUCUUGGUUGGCCCCACUCUUACAUGUAUUUAUACAGCCUGUAUCCACAGAAGCUCUGCAAUCUCAAAUGUGGUUUUAAUUUGCUGAACCAAUA